UUCCUGUUCUGUGUUGUAGCUAGAAAGUAGAAACUAGAAACAGUUUCAGUUAUGGGUUCUAUACCCCGGCUAGCUCUAGGCAUCAUGGGCAAUGCUACCUCUUUGCUGUUGUAUGCAGCCCCCAUACUAACAUUCAGGAGGGUGAUCCAGAAAAGAAGUACAGAGGACUUCUCCUGCACCCCUUAUAUCGUUGCUCUUUUAAACUGUGCUCUGUAUACGUGGUAUGGCUUGCCUGUGGUUAGCUACAAAUGGGAAAAUCUUCUUCUAGUAACCACCAAUGGGACAGGGAUGCUCAUGGAGGCUUCCUUCGUGUUGAUAUAUCUUUACUUCACAUCAGCAAAGGGCAAGUGGCAUGUAUGGUCUAUCAUGAUACCAACAGUUAUAAUUUUCUUAGCCACUGCGUUGAUCUCCUGGUGUUUGUUCUCUGAACAUCAUCAGCGGAAGGUUGUUGUUGGAAGUGUAGCACUAGCCACGUCAAUAGCCAUGUAUGGAUCUCCGUUGGUGGUUGUGAAGCUUGUCAUCAAGACGAAAAGCGUGGAGUUCAUGCCGUUCUAUUUGUCUCUGUUCUCGUUUCUCUCAAGCUCUCUAUGGUUGGCAUAUGGAUUGGUGGGCCGUGAUCUGUUUGUUGCAGCGCCUAAUAUUGUUGGCAUGCCGCUGGGGCUUACACAACUUGUGCUCUACUUUGUCUACAAGAGGAAAGAAGAAAGCAAGACGCAACCACCAAGUAUACCUUGACACACCAACGCUUCUCCCCCAGGUGGUUGGCCACGUGAACUCAUCCCCCUGCAACCGUCUCAGGAAACAUCAGUCCAUCAUUAUGCCUGUUUUAAAAUGUAUAUUGCUUUGGUGUGGAGCACUGUAAUCCCAAAGCAGGACUUCUAUUAUUGGGUCGUAUCUGCUAAACUGUUGUUUCAAUUUAAUCCUUUAGUUGGGAGACAUGAAUCACAUGGCACGUGCAGAAGGUGUUGAGCUCUGAAACCUUUACCGCAUGUCUGCUAGCACUCUGAUCUUGGUUUGCUCAUGCCAUCAACUUUACGCAACACUCUCAUGCCAGUGGGUGCCGAAUGCUUGAUCUGUUCCAUGUGUCCUUCCACGUGAAGGGAUUGGUAUGGAAAGGCCGUGACCUUUAUAAAAAGUGGCUGGCGGUUUUUAGACAGAAUGAAAAGAUCAGAAACGUGUGCGCUUGUGAGUAUGCAUGCGUGCCUGAGCGCGUGGGCGAGGGAUUGGGGGACGUAA
Messenger RNA from Nymphaea colorata (pocket water lily), 1236 nucleotides. Its product is annotated as bidirectional sugar transporter SWEET3-like. Gene Ontology annotation, biological process: carbohydrate transport. Bases 52 to 735 code for a protein of 227 amino acids. Gene Ontology annotation, cellular component: membrane. Lineage: Eukaryota; Viridiplantae; Streptophyta; Magnoliopsida; Nymphaeales; Nymphaeaceae. The transcript has 6 exons. The record is from RefSeq and is a predicted model, not a curated record. Gene Ontology annotation, molecular function: sugar transmembrane transporter activity.